Pelobates cultripes (western spadefoot toad) is the source of this 10692-nucleotide messenger RNA. NCBI's taxonomy places the organism in Eukaryota, Metazoa, Chordata, Amphibia, Anura, Pelobatidae. The record is from the annotation of a GenBank genome assembly.
CAUACGCAAGCAUCCAAGAUGGCGGAGACUUCAGUCGCUGUUACUGGUUCGGGAAGCAGUGGACCGGUAACAUGUAGCCAUUGGUUAACUGGGGUGGGCCGGGUGCACGAUAAACCCUCAUGACAUCCUGGGACCCCACCGUUAAUACUAGUGUAGCCUGGGGUGGAAAUUGUACGACUUUUAGGUUCGGUGCCCUAGAAAUGCAUGGGGGUCUCGGUCACGUGGCAGGAAGUCUGUACCCGAUUGGCUGAGACCGACCCCCAUCACAGUUUAUGGGGUGAAAAUCUAACCUGGGAGAAAUGUGAAUUGAAACCAAUAAUAGUGCAUAUAUAGGGUUACUGGAUAUUAUGUAUGUAAUCUCCAUUCCAUAAACACGCUACUUUGGCCACUUUAUAGACAUGUGCUGCUUCUAAAGGGCCUUUUGUAAAUACAUUUGUCAUGUUAGUCUAUGGCAAGAAAACAAAUAUAUACCAUGCACUCAGAUCCUUUAAUCAGUCAGUUGUGUGAAUUGCUUAGAUUAUUAGAUUUGAGCACCAUUCCAAUAAAUCACUUUGAAAAAUACAUGCACUACAGGGUUUGCUUUAUUGGUAAUAUAUUUUUAUUUUAUUAAAUGUGUGUGUUUAAGAUAUGUGAAUGGGUUCAUAAGUAUUAAAACUCUGUUCCCAUGUGCCUAAUGUCUAUUCUGUGCAUAAAUGUAUUUCUGUUGUCAGAAAGCAUUACAUACAGACGUAGAAGUCUUCCCCUCGCAGAGCUCCUGCAAGGCGGAGAUAGGUCUCCCCAACCACCCUCCAUCCCACUAAGUGAACCCUCCCACUUCCCUCUGUGCAUGUUAGUGGCUUUUUUUUUGGUACAAAACUUCUCUUCCAACUACCCACUCCCUGCCCAUGUAUGUAUGUGCUCCGUGCUGGCAAUUGGUCCAAUCUCAGGAUUCUGUAUGAGAAGCCUGUGAUUGGACUGUGCGCGCCCCCACUGAUGUCAAAAGCUGGAGCUGGAUUAAAAGUGAGUAAAACAUUUUUAUUUCAGGUUUUUACUGCACAUUGAGAGAGGCGGCCUUCCCCAUAUUACCCAGCAGGACAUAUAAUGCCGGAAAGGUGCCCCCUCUCAAAUGGGUUAUAGUAACCCUUGAAAGGGAUGCUCAUAGCAGAAAGUCAGUGUCCCUGCACACUGUUGUGUAUAACUGCAACAGUUUGAAAUAAUGUUGCAGCUGUGAGACUGACCCCUCAACAUUUGAUAUUAGUGGGAGAAUUUAUACUUUUUUCAUCCAAAUUGUUUGUACAGUGUGCGCUUGUGUGUUAGUGGACAGCAUCUCAGAAGCACUGUGCAUUGGCCCAUUCACAAAACUGUGUACAGUGCAGCAUGGCUGCUAUUAGCUUGUUUUAUGCCCUGUGUGAAUAUGCUAUAUACUUAUGACAAGGGCAAUAGGAAAGAGAUAAGAAUAAGGGGAAGAGUAUGAGAGAAGGGUGAGGGUAGGGAAGGUCCAGAAAAGUUAACUUUGGAGGAGAGGAGAUUAACUGGCAGUUGGAAUGAAGGUCCCCUGAAUCCCUCCCAGCGGUAAUAAAUAGGGAACAAAGUAGGAUGAUAGAAUAACCCCACAAGGAAUAUUUGCUCAAAAUGUACAAAAAAUGUGAGGUAAGCAUUGCUGUUACUACAGAUCAGCAAUAAUAAGACAUAGAGGCAAAAUUGAGAGUAAUGUGGCUAAGGAAUUGUGGGAGAUAGAAGUGUAAUUGUGCCAUGGUAGAAGUAGGUCAUUAUAGAGAAAAAGGAACUUCAUAAGGAUCCAUCAACAGCAUUAGGCCCAAGCAUUGUAGCCUGAUGUGUCCCUUUAAACAUUUUGUGUCUCUCUGUACUAUUCUAAUACCUGUUUUACAAUAUAUAAAAUAGAUACAAAUACACCUGUGUGCAGGUAGAAAACACACUUAGUGGGUAAUAGGUAAGAACACACAACAAUUACCCUUAAUCAAUAGUGAAGUAGAUGAAAGGACUCCUCAUAUGUCCUCAAAACAAUAUUGAUAUACUACCAGAAGGCAAUCUACAACACAAAAAUAAUAGAGACAGACAUAGAGCAGUAACGCAAUAUAAUGGGGAUUAUAGAGGUAAAUAAUUACACUCACAGACCCAAUUUGAUUGAAGGCAUAUCAUAAAUAACGAUGUGUAUACUUCAGGACUUGUGGAACGUCAAUACGAUGCAUAGGAGGAAGAAAAGAAAUAAUAGUGCAGAGUAUCUUAAGUAAAAAUGACACAAUUUAUUACAAGAUACACUUACAAAAAAGACAUAUCAAAAAGGCACAUCAAGCUCUGCUGGAACUACAACCCAAUCACAGGAUCGAAUGAGCAGGGAAGUCAAAUAAAAUAAACUUAAAAAUAUUUUUUAAAAAAAAUACUCCGCACAUAAAAAAAUUUGUUUUUUUUAAUAUUUUUAAGUUUAUUUUAUUUGGCUUCCCUGCUCAUUCGAUCCUGUGAUUGGGUUGUAGUUCCAGCAGAGCUUGAUGUGCCUUUUUGAUUCGUCUUUUUUGUAAGUGUAUCUUGUAAUAAAUUGUGUCGUUUUUACUUAAGAUACUCUGCACUAUUAUUUAUUUUCUUCCUCCUAUGCAUCGUAUUGACGUUCCACAAGUCCUGAAGUAUACACAUUGUUAUUUAUAAUAUGCCUUCAAUCAAAUUGGGUCUGUGAGUGUAAUUAUUUACCUCUAUAAUCCCCAUUAUAUUGCGUUACUGCUCUAUGUCCGUCUCUAUUAUUUUUGUGUUGUAGAUUGCCUUCUGGUAGUAUAUUAAUACCUGUUUUAAGUCAUAAUUACAUGUUUAUUAUAUGGUGUAUAUGUGAGUAUACAUAUAUAGAAAUAUAUUUUAUUGGUAAACAAGUAACAUUUUAAGCACUUGAGUACAAUUAUAAUUCAAUUUACAGUACUACUUUAUUUUUACAUUUGUUUUUAGAGGUCUGGCGUUCGCGGUGCCUCCACCCCUGCUGAUAACUAUCAACUAGCACGAAGACGCACUCUACAGGUUGUGGUUAGCUCUUUACUUACAGAGGCUGGCUUUGAGAGUGCAGAGAAAGCAGCUGUGGAGACUCUAACUGAGAUGUUACAGAGCUGUGAGUCAUGUUAUAAUAUAUUGCCUUAUUUAGUUUUGUUGGUCCACACAUUUCUGUUGUGUUAUUUUGCAGUGCAAAUAUAUGUGGUUACCUAAGUUGUUUGGCUCAAGCUGAUCUAGUCACUUGGGACAUAUGUAAUGCCACAAUAGUUUUUUCUUUAAAGGUUUCUCCAGCCAUCAUGACCUCUCUUGCUUUUAGAAGUAGUCAUGGUAAUAGGAGUCUGGAUGUGCAGUGUUUCUGCUUGCAACACUGCACAUACUGAGAUAUUGGCACUAGUGUUCAUGGGGCUAUUUAAACCAGCGCACAUGUGACUUUGGAAGACAGGAACUCCGGGCAUAUUUUAUGUCCAUCAUCAGUGUGCACUGCACACUGGCAAUGAACCCAUUGAGCUUCUUGCUUGUUGACUGCAGCCCUUCCAUCUCUCAAUAAGUCUAGGGUUUUUUAUUUAUUUAAAUUCUUCUACCUCCCUCUUUGGAUCUCCUCUCCAAUAUUGUCUAAAUCAAUAAAUCUCAAACAGAAUAAUAGGACAUGAUUUAAAUAAGGAGACUGUAAAUGUUGUAUUUUAGAAUCUUUGUUUUGUCAUCUGUCAGAUCUGUCGGAGAUUGGACGCAGUGCAAAGUCCUAUUAUGAACACACAGCAAGAACACAGCCCACACUGCCAGACGUUGUAGUGACUCUCAUAGAAAUGGGUGAGUCCUUGGAUAAGGAAUGAUGUACUGUUAGUUGACUGUGUAUGAGACAUGAGGGUAGCUUUUUCCUGUAGUAGUACCGUGACUAAGACAAAACAUUAUUCCCAGAAAGAAUAAAAAAAAUGACAUCAGGACAUUGUUGUUAUUGAAAGUUUGGUGGCUUUAGUUAUAUGCCUUUUAAAGAAAUUUCUCUGAGUGGUACAGCUCUGAAAGUUUAAAACAAACUGAAAAAAGUCUUUAUGGUGACAAAACCAAGCCAUUUAAAUUGAAUGUCUUUUUGUCAUGGAGGAAACGGAAGAGUGUAGUUAUAUUAUAUUCCUCUAUUAACUGAUUUAAAGCUGUAUUUAUUUUUUAACAAGAACGCACUAAACAGACAUCGCUCUAGUAAAUGCAAUGGUAAAUUUAAUCUGCAAUCAAUAUACAUUGAAUGGACAGAGUAAAAUAGUUCAUUGAUUGUCAUCUUAUUGUAUCUUUUUCUUGCUGUUCCUUAAUUCUUGUUUAUUUCAGGAUUUAAUGUGGACACACUACCUGCUUAUGCCAAGCGUUCACAGAGGAUGGUGAUAACUGCGCGUAUGUCCAAUUUGUUUAAUCAUGCAUAUAUAUUUUAUGACUGUCCAUGUUAGUUGUUAUACCAUGUGUGUUUUGUUUUAACGGAUUUGUAGAAUUAAUAAGUAAUCCGUUUAUGGGCACAUAUACAUAAUUAAGACAAAUCAUUUGCCCUCUGUCUGAUUUUCUGCAUUGUUGCACUUGUGACAUUUAAAGGCUUUUUCCAAGCACCAUGACCACUUGACUGAUUUGAUGUGGUCGUGGUUUUUGGAGUCUUUGUUUGCAUGUGUGCAGCAUUUCAGUUUAAAAUGCUGCACAUACAGAUAUGUAGCCCUUUGCUGCUGGAGGUGUAGCAUCACUAGGGUGACCAGAAGUCCACACGAUUUGCCGCCUAAGUCCUCUCCUUAACCUGUCCAUCUGGAAAUUUUUCCUCCUCCAACUAGUGAUGGGAUGUGAUGUCACAGAAGGAGGAUCGGACUGCAGGGAAAAUCGAUAUGUAUACAUAUAUGCUCCUGGCUGUAAAGCAAUAAUCUCUCCAAGAGCAUUGGGCAAGGUCAAUUUGCAAGUUAUAAUGAACCCAAUGCAAUAUCUAAGGAUCUUCUGACAUCUCUGUUUCAGCUGAGGUCAAAAUUCCUAAUUUUAACAGAAAGGCAUUGGGAUUCCUAGCAAGGUAGAAAGGGAAAGAUCACUGCUCAAAUAAGAACAUUAUCCCCUUAAGGACACAUUACGGAAAUAUUCCGUCAUGAUUCCCUUUUAUUCCAGAAGUUGUGUCCUUAAGGGGUUAAUAAUUCUCUUGAAGUUUUCAGACAGCACCUGGGCAGGCACUCAGUCACAAUUCAGGGAUUUUUGUAUGGUUUGCUCUGAGAACGUGAACAAUUUUCCUUGAUGAAUGAAUCAUGGCUUCUGGUUUGUGCUAGAGGACAUCAUUUCAUAAUCCCUGGCUAACCCCUAUGUGGAGAUGUGGCUGAUGCUGAAUUUACCUAUUAGUGCUAAAAAAACAGCCACAAAUUAGAACAGUGCAUAAAUUCCUCCACAGCACACACAUAGGUUUGAUUACAAAUUACAGGUAGCUGUUGGCCCAAGUAUCUAGCCUGUUUUUCAGUUAAAGUGAUUACUUUUUUCACGUGGACAUAUCAUAGCUUCCUUUUUAUAAAUAAGUGAAAAAAUUGUAAAAAUCCCACAAGAUUUUGUUUAAAGGUAACAUUUGAUGUAAAAAAUAUACAACAGUGCAAUAAAAAAAGACAGUUUGGCAAAUACCUUUUCAUGGCAGGUAUCUUACACAUAUUUGCAUUUACUGGUGUAGGAGUUGCCUAAAGGUAUUGCUCAAGCUUUUCACAACUUCCAUGCUGUUUAUUAAUUGUAUGUCUAGCUGAGCAUCAUUAUAGUUUUAGUUCAAGGACAGUAGAAAUCUUCCAUGUCGGCUGCAUCCUGUUUUAAUUUAAUGGUCAUGUUUGAGAAAUCCAGGGUACCAGGUCACCACAGUGAUACAGAAAUACGUUUUGUCUCCCUGACUAUUCCCAUGAUCAUCAAAUGAGUGGGAUGUCUCUGCGGACUGCAAUAACAGAGACAAUUCUGUGUCCCAUGUGUAAUUUAACAAUGCUGUAAAUAAGGAUGCAGGGAAAACCGAAACGGUUUGUUGUCACCGCAUUCAGAAAAGCAGGGUUGUUUGUAUUAUUUUUUUUUUUAAAUUUUUCCCUUCCCUACUGCUCUUGUUAAUGAUCUGUCUAGUAUAUUGCUACUGUGUGAACUCUGCUCACACCACAGCAGCAGUAGAAAAUGUUGCUUAUAUGUACCUUCUGCCUACCCAUAUCUCAAUCUGGAAUGCACAAUGUCAGUGAGUGAUGUUUGUGACACUAGCUGGUAUUGAUAGGCGGUGGUCAUGCUGUUCCAUGUGCAGUUGGAGAGGUUAACCAAAAAAAAAUAAACUUCUAAAUAUUUCUGCUUUGUAUAAAAUUUUUUGUCAACCCUUGAUUAAUAUCCAUAUUUACGUUUUGUGUAUUUGUGUCCCAGGACUGCUCAUUUCAAAUACUUUGCUGUGCAGAUAUACAUUAUCUGAUUGUGUAUGCUUACCUAAGUGGUUUGCUUCUGUGCUUUACAGCCCCUGUGACUAAUCAUCCAGUAGCGCCUAAAGCGCUGAGUGCAGGGCAAAACAAGCCUCAUCCUGCUCACAUUCCAGGUCACCUCCCAGAAUUUCCUGAUCCUCACACUUACAUCAAGACUCCGGUGAGAAAAUCAACUUAAAUGCUAAUCCGUUACCUCUGGGAAGCUAAGACAAAAGCAUAGCAAAAUAUGCUUCACAUUGCUAUGCUUGUAUUGGAGCGUUCCCAAAACUCACCAAUUAUUUUUCCCUUUUCUAUACAUAGACGUGCCGAGAGCCAGUGUGUGAUUACCAGGUGCUGCGUGAGAAGGCAGCAUCACAGCGUAGAGAUGUGGAGAGAGCACUUACUCGAUUUAUGGCUAAAACAGGGGAGACUCAGAGUCUUUUCAAGGAUGAUACCAGCACUUUCCCACGUGAGUGACGUUUACUUUCCAAAUAACAGAAAUAAUUUUUCAGUCUAUUUUCUUCAUUGUCAUUUCAACAAUAUCUCUAAUCAAUCCAUUUUUGGUUAAUUAUUUAUAUAUAUAUAUAUAUAUAUAUAUAUAUAUAUAUAUAUAUAUAUAUAUAUAUAUAUAUAUAUAUAUAUAUAUAUAUAUAUAUAUAUAUAUAUUGAUAACCAUAAUGUACCCUUAGGAGUUCUUUAGUUCUGCUUACUUGUCUGUUGCACACAGUAACCAUAAAUUAAGUACAUUUUAUCUUACAGUAAUGACUUUUGUUCUCAAUCAAGGAUUUUUAAAUUGCUCCUGGUAUGUACCACCUCUUUCUUUUUCUCUUUUAGUAAUUGCAGCCCGUCCUCUUUCCAUUCCAUAUCUGAAUGCCCUCUUGCCUUCGGAGCUGGAGCUGCAGCAGGUAGAAGAGACUGAUUCAUCAGAACAGGAUGACCAGACUGAUACAGAAAAUCUGUCUAUGCAUAUGCAAACGGUAAGAGAUCAGGUUCCAUUUUUUUUAGAAUAUAGUAGAUAUACCCUCAAUAAAACAUGCAAGUAUUCUUUCCUGCAUGUUUUCCUUGGGCUAUAAGAAAAUCUGUUUGCAAAAGCUCCAGACCUGUUGUCUGUACACUUUGCAAGACCUCCCCUCUUUCCCCGGGGAAUUUGCCACAUGCACGCAAUUGCUGCUUUCCUAUGUUUCUGAGUGAGCUGUAGAUCUGUGGAAUGAACAGGAAUGCUUUUCAGAUACAUUGUAUGAAACUGUUGAUUUCUGUUGAAAUUGACUUUUCUAAAGUGUCAUAAAUAUACAGACAAUGCAAGCUAAGUGCAUUUUGUGUCUGGAGUAUUCAUGUAACAAUGUUUCUUGUUAACAUAAACCACAUUCAUAGUUUGUUUUUCUUGUUUGGGCCCAAUAACGACAACAAAUAGAAAAGAGUCAGUGCCCACUAUUUCUUUGCUCUACUUACCAUACUCAUGAAUGUAUGAUGACUCUGUUACCACAGUCCAAUAAUUAAAAACACAACUAUGAGAGGAUGGUCCAGCACACCACAAUAAUGAAAAAAAAAAUACCACUCCAAAUAAGUGAGAUCCCAAAAUACUCUCAACCUACAUUAAAGGAAAUCUAAUGACCAUAACCACUACAACUUGCUUUAGGGCUCAUUGAACUAGGAGUGCUACCUUCUAGGUCAAACCAUUUGUGAACAGUGUAACAUUUUAUAUGGGGUCUGCCAGGCACUGCUCAUUACCUCUGCUUGCAAUAUACCACUGAAAAGUGAUCAGUUAACACUCUCACAUAAUGAGCUCAGGAGAACUAGUGGAAGUUUCUCCUUAAAACUUUCAUCUCUCCAACGAUAGAUGUGAAGACAAGGAGUGACUCCUGGUGGACCCCAGUUAAGACGUCAAACCAUUAUAAAACGCCAGGGCGCUUGUAGUGUUCCUUUAACCCCUUAAGGACACGUGACAUGUCAUGAUUCCCUUUUAUUCCAGAAGUUUGGUCCUUAAGGGGUUAAAGUCUUUCGUUAAGCUUGAUGAGCUUACUCUAAGACAAAAUGUUACUAGUUAUUGUGGGAUCACAAUAAAUUUUUAUUUAAAAAAAAAUAAAAACAUUUAUUACUGUGGCGUACUCGACCUUCCUUUCGCAGUGACAUUUUCAAGAAUCUUCUCUUUCGUUCUUUUAAUCUAUCCACUAAUGCAAAUGUUGGAAUAAAAAUAAGUCUCACAGAAGGAAUGUUAUUGAUGAAUUUUGAUUUAGCCUUCACUGGAUUUAGCAUUGUUAAAAGAUUUUAUCCUGUGUCCUUUUUAUAGGUCUUUCGUUCUGAUCUGACUGUCCACUUACCUUUUAAAUAUUUCUAUUAAAAAAAUAAAACACUACAAACACACCAUAUUCGUAAAUACUUUAGCCCUUUCCCACUUAUAUAGAGUAUACACCAGAGUGUGAAUUUACAAAAAUUCUAAGUAAAUCUCAUAUUUUAGGUCUAAACGGCUAAAUAACACAUUGGUGACUUGGAGGAUUUUCCACUGUGGCCAAAAGUUUAAAAUUUGAAACAUACUGGACAUUUUACAUCUUGGUUUUCAUAAGCGUUAUUUGUGGGUAGGUUUAGGGGCUUAAGCUUCAGAUCUCCUCACGUGGCAAAAUAGUAUUGUUUUUAUCAAAGUAGUUAAUCAAAGUGUGUGUGUGUGUGUGUACACAAAAUGCUAACAAAAUACAUUUUUAACCACAAAAUUUGACAUAACGUGCUGACAUUUUUCAUCAGUUUAAGGCAUAAUAUACAUCAUAUGAGUUACACUGGGGUAUCUAAUUUUGCAAAUGGUAGGCCUUUGAGGAGUAAUUUGAAUAGUCAAACAGCUACAACGACAUAAAAUGAGACAUAGGCCGAUCAGAUCCAUCUAUCAAAAUUCUAACUGUAAAGACUGAAAUAGUCAGGUCUAUUGUAUGGUGCUGUAACUUUACAGGAUAGUGGCAAAUGCAUACAUUGGGGGUAUGGUUGUACUAAGAAGAUAUAGCUCAAUACAGUACAGACACUUCUCACUUACGGACAGAGUUCCGUUCCUAUGACUCGAUCAUAAAAGGAAUUUGGUUGGUAAGUGAGGAUGCACUAGAGAGAAAGUCUAUGUUUGGGGAAAUUCCCCCAAACAUAGUGAACUGGUCUAUGAUCAGGUGAAAUUCCCCUAACCUAGACUAGCUCUCUAACAUGGGGAAUCCCUCAAAUAUAUGUUUGGGAGAAUUCCCAAGACUCAGAUUCAGGGGAUUCUCUGCGCUAGAGAGCUGGUCGUAUGUCCGAGCAGUCGUUAAACAGGUAAGUCGCUAAGUGAGGACUACCUGUAUGGGGUUUUGUACAGUAGUAGCACACUUCAGACUUUGUUAAAUGUGUGUGUGUGUUAAAAAUCAGAAAAAAAAUACUAAAAUAUUUAGCAGAGAUUGGCAGUUACAUGACUUUAUAAAAGUGUCUACAUACCCAUCUGGAAAUAGCCUGUUAUGUCUACUUUAUAUAAUUACUUUUGGUUAAUGGAUUUUUUUUUCUGUGAUGGCUACUAAGCUUAAAGACAAAUAUAGCAAAUUUUAAAAACUCUCCACUUUUAAAUGUUAUUUUACUCCUUGUAUUGUGUGACAUGUAACUACCAAAAAUAAACUAUAAUCCUAGACAUAUUAUGUACUCUGUAAAUCAGGACAAAUAAAUGAAUUCAUUUUAAAUACUUUUCCUAAUUGCUUUGGUCCAAAAUUGCUUUGGACCCUAAAUGAAAACAAAUAAAUGUAGCUUGGUCCAUAAGGGGUUACUGUAACUUAUUUAUUUAUACAUUCUAUCACUUAUUAUAUAUUACUCUUCAUUUCUCUCUCAGGAUGAUUCAGGCACAGAGAAGGAAAAUGCAUCUGUUCUGCAACAGAAUUCACUUAAGGGGGGAGAGGAUACACUAAUAGAUAAUCCCUACCUGCGGCCGGUGAAAAAACCCAAAUUGAGGCGCAAGAAGUAAAGUCAUGGAAUGAAAUCUCACUUGCUUGGACAAUGAAGUGACUUGCUGGGAGGAAGGUCCUCACCCAUCACACCACUUGAAACUUUGGUGGACAGCUAAUGAAUAUUGAAUGUUUAUAUUUUAAGGAUGGCCACAUUGUGCUGCAGUGGGAACUGAGCUAUACAUAUGACUGCAGUUGAAGCCAUGUAUAAUUUGAACAUCCAGGUUGAAGACUUUUAAUGUUGUUGCCUCUUUGGAACAUACCCCAGACAUUAUCAUAAUUAUCUUUCUCCCUGUGGGAAGAUCCUCAUGUUUGUUUUCAUUAUUUGUCCUGGGACCAGGGCACAAUGUGUAUCAUCAUGAAUUUCAUAAUAAAAAAAACAAAACACUUUUUAUCUA